This is a messenger RNA of Thamnophis sirtalis, 12246 nucleotides long. RefSeq names its product APC membrane recruitment protein 2 (gene AMER2). NCBI's taxonomy places the organism in Eukaryota, Metazoa, Chordata, Lepidosauria, Squamata, Natricidae. Gene Ontology annotation, biological process: regulation of canonical Wnt signaling pathway. Gene Ontology annotation, cellular component: plasma membrane. The record is from RefSeq and is a predicted model, not a curated record. Gene Ontology annotation, molecular function: beta-catenin binding; phosphatidylinositol-4,5-bisphosphate binding.
AAAUUGUUUAAGCGGAGGAAAUCCGGGAGCGCCAUGCCAAGCAUCUUCGGUGUGAGGAGCGGCGGCAAAAGCAAAAGCGGCGAAGGCGGCGGCGGCGGCGGGCAGGGAACGGGCAUGGUGAGGAGCAAGACCCACGACGGCCUGGCCGAGGUGCUGGAGCAGGAGAGCAGCAGGAGCGAGGCUCCAGCGGCUGUCGAGAGCGGCCGUGUGGCGGGUAGCGGGGCCGCCUCUGUGGCCGCUAAGGAAGCCGUCUCUUCCUGCUCGCCCGCGGCCGCAGCGGCGGCGGGCAAGUCGCACAGCUUCUUCUCGCUGUUGCGCAAAAACGGCCGCUCCGACGAAGGCGGCAAAAGCGAGCGAGCCAAAGGGCGCGGGGGCCUCAAAGGGCUCUUCAGCAGCAUGCGGUGGUCCCGCCGGGAAAAGCCGGGCGGCGGGGGGAAGGACGACGAGGCCGGCGAGGGCUCCGAAGGCCAGCCCAGUCCCAGCAUCCUCAACACGGGCUCCCUCACGGCCAGCCUGGAGUGCAUCAAAGAGGAGGUAGCGCCGCCAGGAGCGCCCGCUGACGCUGUCCGGACUCCCCUGGUCACUAAGGAUGGAGAACAGCCCGCAAGUCCCCUUGCCCCCGAGGUUAUGCCCACCCCGGACCUGGCACCGCAGCCGGCCCCGUGUGGGUCUGGAGGAGGAGAGGAGCUUCCCGGGAUUCUGCUCCAGGAGAAAGAGAUCCAUCCUGAAUCCACCGUUAGUGAUGGUGAAGAGAUCAUCCAGGAGGACUCGGCUAAAACAGGCUGUGGGGACAUUAUUGCUGACCAGGAAGAUGACGCGGGCAGCGGCGGUGGCAGUGGUGGAGGUGGAAGUGAGAGGAGUGCCCCUGGGAUUGUCAAAGCUGGGCCCUCCAAGAAGCCUACCGGCGUGGUGACUUACCAGGGAGGAGGAGAGGAGAUGGCCAGCCCUGAACAGGUGGGAGGUACUCAGGAAUUCUGGGAUUUAUUGUCGCACACUGAAGAGAAAUCACAGGGGACAUCAGGAAGGAUGGAAUCCCCUGAGACCUCCAAAGGUGAUAAGAUUGUCAGGAGAGUUCAGGAAGGGUCAGCAAAUGGAAAGCACAUUGGUCUUAGCCAGAUUCCAGUUCACCACCAAAAAGAAGACCAGAAAAAUAGAGAAAAGGAGCAGCAAGAAGCCAUCCCCAGCGGUGAUGAGGGCUAUUGGGAUUCUACUACACCUGGACCUGAAGAAGACAAUACUAAUAGUAUUCAGAAAGAGGUAAUUCCCAGAGACAGCUACAGUGGGGAUGCUCUCUAUGAUCUGUAUACUGAUCCAGAUGAAAACACAGCAACUGUGACUUCUGCAGAAAAUAUCACCACAGUGACUUCUUGCAAGCCAUUAUCUCCGAUAGCAACUACUUGUCCAGUCAAAACCCAUACAACUUCACUCAAGGAUUCCAAGAUACCCAUCAGUAUCAAGCAUUUUACAUCGCCACAUGGUAGCCAUGGCCAGGAUUCCAGUAAUAGCCAUCAUAUUGUACACCACCAGGCCACCAAAAGUGAGAUCCCUAGAACAAAAAUCCCUGUUUCAAAAGUGCUUGUACACCGAGCCAGUUACCGAAGCUUAGCAGGGACAACAGGUAAAACAGCCACAUAUCAUGAAAAUGCCAAAAAAUAAAAGGAAAUAAUAAUGGGCAUCCCAAUCUUUUCAGGAACCCUCUAAUAAGCAGUUUGGCCUUGACCUCAUCUAAAGGAAGACACUUCCAUGUGCCCCUUUUAUGAAUGAUGAAUGCAAGGGACAAAUGCUUCUCAAUUCCACCUUGAAAUACAAUGUGUGUGUAUGUGUGUGAGAUAUAUAUAUAUAUCUCACACACAUACACACUUUUUGAGCACUUUUUAAACAUUUGUAUCCUGUUUUUCGUUAUUCGCUAAAAUACUUUGUUGAAGGCCACUUUUCCAUGCGUUUUGUGCAAGCAGAAAUCUGAUGAAUAAUGCAAACUUGAAAGAAAGAAUAAUGAAUGAAUAAUGCAAACUUGUAUUAAGAAGACAGAGCUGUGGGAGAGAGAGGACCAAAUGAAGUUUUUCCUUAUAUACGAGCUUUUUAAAAAAAUGUUUUUGGCUUAUAUUGAAAAUGCUUGCUCCAAUAUUGUGAGAAAGUGUCAAAAAUAAUAAAAUAGUAGUAACAGCAGUAAAACUUCAGAUAUUUAAUUUGAGAUAUACAGAGCGCUGUCUAUUGUUAGCAGAUUCAGUUCAUUAAAGGUAGCUGAUUAACAAGUUAGGUGGGUUUCUAUAAUGGGAAGAGAUAUUUUUGCUUGCUUUUCUGUCUGCUUUGGAUCUGAACUAAUAUAAAUGGAUGUUCAAGACAUCUAGUGAACUUUCAGAUGUUUACAUCAAUAUUUUUCCAAUGCGUAAAAUAAUCAGGUUCCGGGGAACUUCCCUACAUGUUAAGAUAGAGGCAACUACAACAUUUAUACAAUAAAUUGUACUUCAUGUAUAAAUAGGUGCAUAUGUUACUCCUAGUGAUACAAUUUUUAAUAAUUAAAAUGUCUUUCUGUAUUUACUAGAGUUGAAGCAAAAUUAGUUUUUAUAGCUUGGUAAUUUUAUGGUUCUAAAUGUGUGGGCCUUCCUAUAAUAUUGUAAACCAGAAUUAAAAAUUUAUAUAGGCUGUACCAUCCCAGAAUAAAAACUCUAUUGUAAUGAUCCUGCAAGAUGAUGCAUGCAUCAGAGCCAAAGUUCCAGUGGUGUUUUUUUUUUUUUUCAAACCUAAUUCCUAGGAAUUUCUAAGAUAGAAUAUGUUUAGCUUAUUAGGCUGUCACUGCCAACUUGUUAAUAUUUUCAAAGAUAACAUAUUUAAACAGUUGCUUCCCUAAAUUUUAAUCUCUAUAGUUAUUAAAUAAAACAACUGGCAAACUCUUAGUCCAUCAACUGUUUGUUUGUUUUUAAUCUCAGGCAACAAUAGACAUGUUGAAGGCCACAGAAUAUAUGAGUACUACUGAAGUAGUUACUGUACAGUGUUGACAUCUUUUCAGUAAAGUAUCUUGUUAUAUGCCUAAAUAUUUAUUUUCAAGACAGGUAGGAAGGCUAGGGUGUUAUGUCAAUCCAUUUGGAAAUUAAUCCAUUUAUAAUUAAAAUUUGCUUUUAAAACCGAAUAUAGAGUAUUAACUAAAAAAGAUAACAAAUUACUUAUAUGACUAACAUUUUAGUCAUUAAGCAUUUGUUUAACCUUUUUAGCUUUUACAGUAAAUAAAGACAGGCAUUCAAAGUGCACAUCAAAAGAAUAGAGGCUAUAUACUAAUAAAGAAAAGAUAAAAUACAAGUUUGGAAUAUAGUAACAAUUGGUUAAUUGCUUAUAUUAAUUAAAUUAUAUUGAAGUACCCUAUGUAAAGCUGUGCAAAAAACAAGAUUUGUUUAUUUGUAAAGCUCAAGCUCCAAAAAGUGAAUUUAGAUACCUGAGAAUGGGCCAUUUGGGAUUUCCCCCUCUUUUUUCCCCCCAUACUGUGAACAACUGAAUCCAUAGUGUGUCAAAACAGUGUUACAAGCUAUUUUUUCAAGUAAUUUCACUUUCAUAAGUAAUUUGCUAUGCAGAGUAUAAAUGGAGGAACAUACACAACCUAUUCCUUUCUGCAUGAGGCACGUGAAACUAGUUAAGGAUGUUUUGGGAUCCUAGCCAGGUUUUUCUACUCAUGGGUCAUGCUCUGAAGUAUGGAUGUUCUGUGCUGUAAGUGGACUUUAGGUUUAUUAUCCCAAAUAGCAGCUCCCAUGCAUUACAGUAAACUGUUUUUGAAAUUUUCAAAAGGAAUUCGUAAUAUGUCUAGCUAAGAAAAAUAAAUAUGAGAUUAAAGCAAGGGUGAUCUUUGGAUUCAGCUAAUAAUGUGUCUUGAUUGUAAUAUUGCAUAUAUAGGUUCUGAUUCUCAACCACUAAGUUCUAGAAAGUAAGAAAACUGUUUCUAAUGGUUUGUAGAUAAUAUGUCGGAAACUUGAGGUGGGUUAUGUCAUCCAUUAUCCUGUGAAAGAAGCAAAAAUCAAAGCCUUUCUAUAUUUGUUAUGUAGCUGUAUAUUCAAGCCUGAAAUAUCCAUUCUAAACAUGCUUAAACAUUGGCAAUAGGUUUUGUCAUAAUAAAUGAGAUCUCCCAUGUAAAAUGCAUGCUUAUUAGAAUGUGAAGGCACUAUCUGGUGGUAUACUUUAUAUAUGGUAUUGUCUCAAAAUGUAUUUGUGGGUUGUUGCAGGUGCACUCCUUAUGCAAACCUAAUGUAUAUAUGUAUGUAUAUUCCCAUGGAUACACAUACCAUACAUGCACACAUUUCUGCAAAGUGCUAAAUGGCAUGUAUAUUAAUUUCCAAAGGAUAAGAUCAAGGAUAUACAGAGCAAUUCUGUUCAAAUCAUUUUGACAGUUGAUCACCUUUUCGUGAGAAAGGGUUUGGUUUUUAGAUUGAUUUUGCUUUAAAAAAUAGGAUGAAGAUAGUGAGUGGCUCACUUUAAUGUAGGCCCUUUCAUUGGGAAUUCUGCAACUAUAUCAGAGGAAACCAUUUUUAUUUGUACUGUAACUGUAAUAUUUUGGAAGGAAACAUGUAAAGGACACAGAACUUUAAUGCUAGUAAAUAUAUAAGAAAUGCUUGUACUGUUUUAUAUCAGUGAAGGGCAUGCUCUCCUUUUGCAUGCUUUUUAAGCAAGUCUAUCACCAUGCUCCUUGUUUUAUAAUAAUAAUAAUGCAUACAUAAGAGCUCAGGGAGCUAAAGUUACAAUGGAAAGAGAAUGUUAUCAUUUGUGAGAUGAGUUAAUUACAGAACAAAACAGUGGUGCACCAGUUAAAGUAUUAAUAAUUAAAUUUCCUUAUUUUUCUUGCAAAAUUUCAUCAUACACAUUUUGUUUAUAUGUAGUAUAUUUAUAAGAAGAAAUAAUAGAUUUCCCUUUCCAUGAAUAACUGAAGAAAUGAAACAUGUUAUCUUUGAUUUUUCUCAUUUUGUUUUAUUUUUCAUCUUCAUCUUGUCCUGUUUCUGAAAAUUAAUAAAUACCGCUCAAGGCAUAAUUUAUGAUUGAAUGUAUUCAUGAUUAAUUAGAAAUAUAUUUAAGUAGACCUUGACUUAUGAUGCUGAGUGACUGUUCAAAGUUUCAAGAGUUCAGAGUUUCAAAAUGGGACUUAUGAUCCAGAUUCAAAGUUCUAAUAUUGAUUACCCUCUGCAGUCAUGUGGCCAUGUUUUGGAUGCAGCCUGCAUUUACGGGCUUUUGCCAGUGCCCCAUAAUCGAGUGAUUGUGAUUUAUGACAUUUUUGCCUGAAACUUACAUUUGUUUUUGAUUUCUUGCAAAAAUUGCUCUGUAGUGAACAAUUGGUUCCCUUAGUGAUUGUAGUGUUCACUUAACGACUGCCACCAGAAAGGUUGUAAAACAGCACAGGGACAUGGUGACCUGCUGAAAUUGUGGGGUCAGUUACACUUGUAAGUUGAGGACUACCUGUAUGUGGUUCUGAUAAACGUACAUUUUGUAAUGUCAGGAUGAGGUUAUUAUUUCUCUCUGUUUAUUCUGUUGAAAAUGCUUGAUGCUAAUAAGGAAAAUAUUAAGGUAGCUGUUGUCUCAACAUUUGGCUGUGAAGUUAAAAUGACUGGCAUCUGGCAAAAAAAUCCGUAAGGAAGUUAAGAAGGAAUCGGUUCUCAUAUUAGUUGAUAUGACCCAGUACAGUAGCAACUCAUUUAUCUGCUAGCAGUAUUUAUAAGUUGAUGACAAUCAUAUCUUGAAAAAGAUUAAUUGAAGCCAAGUAUUUGUAUUCCUUACCAUAACAACACAGAUCUUUAUAAAUCAUGUAAAAGCCAUAGGAUGAUUCUAUCUUUGGAAGACAAAGUAUAGUUGCCAUGAAAGUAAUAUUUAUUUUAAAAGCCCAACAGUGUAUUGUUCAGAUCUUGGCUGGUUCAAAUCCAGAGCACUGGUUAAUAACAAGGAGAUAUAGCUAACCAGCCCCUUAUAACUGUUUAGUGAUUAUCUGGAUUUUUGCAAUCCAUAUUUUAAUCCAUACUUCAGCCAGAUACCAUAGUAAUAAGGUACCUGCAGCUCUUAGAAGACUAUAAUUAACAAAUAUCUGUCAUUACAUAAGACUUGUGAAUUUGCCAAGCUGUUGCUAGAAUUUAAAGAUCGGGGCACUUUACGGAAUCAAGAAAAUGUGAAACUUAUGUGGGGGAAAAAGCAAUGGAAAACUUUAGUUACUGCAGAACAUAGCAUGAGGAAAUGUCAUAUUAUUCUGGUGACAUGAAAAUUAAAAAUUUUGGUGCUUCCUUUGAAUUAGAAGUAUUUCAGUCAAAUCUUGACUCUAUCUGCAAUUACACUCCACCUACAUGCUGCUACAACCAGCAUCACUAAAAGUGGUCCUUAAUUAUAGACAAACCAUCAUUUCAUGCAAUUCAGUCUAUUCCUGUUUACUCUAAAGUAAUUUCUACUGCCCAGUGGCCUUAUUCCCAGGCAUAGUAUUAAGUAGUUAAUUGUUUUCAUAUGUUUAAUUUUGCAACUUGCAAAUGUGGCUAAUUUUUGCCAGUUCUUUUUAUUUUUAAAUAUAUAUAUUUGUAUUUUAGAAAAAUAAACAAUACCUAAGACCGUGCACUGAAAAGCAUGCUAAACAAAGUUAUGUUGGUACUCUGUAUACCCCUCUUAAUAGAUUAAUGUUUGAAGGGGGCAAAAUUAACUUAGAAAUUUAGGAAGGAAACAAAAGAUUAUCAUCCUGGAGGCAUUCUUUAGAGUUGUACAGGUGAAUCGGAGAUUCCUGUAUUUCUGCAGUCUUAAUUGGCUAAUUGGUUUUUCAGGUCCCAAAGAUGAUGUAUCCUUUAAUAAUUGUCACUAUUUUUAUUUGUUAAAGAAGACUUUAUUAAAAUUCUAUUUGGGAUGAUGCUUGUGCUGUUAUCCUGUACUUAACAUAUAAAGACUAUAUUAGAGCAGGCAUUUUAAUCUCUUUGCACUUACUGUUCACUUAGUACAUUUUAUAUGUUUUUAGAAAAUGCAUACUAUAGUAUAGUUCUAGUAUUUUAUAUCACAUGUUUUUAGGAAACUAUUUUCAGAAGGAGGUACUUUUUUCUCUUAGUAGUAUGAACUGCCUUGUUCACCCCUAGUUUACUCUCAUAGAUACAAAAUUUGUGCUGAAAAUGUGGUCUGCAUUUGACACAAAGAGUUCAUUCUCAUUUCAGUGUACAUGCAUUGCUCUUUAUUGGCAGAAAUCCACAACCCACUUAUUCUACAGCAAUUCAAUUGACUUUAGUGUGGGAUAAAUGGGAUGUGGAUUGUAGCCAUCUGCAGUCAUGGGAAUAAAGCACAUGGAAUAGAUUUAAAACAGCCCUGACAUUACAAAGCAAAUGCAUGAUUGGUGUUACUGAAGAAGCAAACUGAUUACCCUGUAAACAUCCUGACUAGUCAAUGAAGAAAAAGCACACAAAAUUGGUAGUAUUUUUUGUUUAUAAAUUAAUCUUGGGCGAUUCCAUUUCUGGUUAAUUUUUCAUGCCCUCUACUGAAUUAUUUAUUAACACUUAAAUGAUAUUGCAUCAAAGUCCUUGAUCUGGUAUCUGAUUCUGAAGGUAAUUCCAGCAUGCUUCUGUAUCAGAGCAAAUUGCCAUGGUUUUGCCUUGUGAAGCAAAACUACUAGUUAGUCUGGAAAUUUAUGGGAUUGCCAAGAUACAAGGGAGCUCUCUGAUUCUGCACCUGACCUCACUCUGAAGCUUUUCAUGCUGUUAACAGCAUGGUCUCAUAAACAUUUUUGUUUUUGUUUUGGAUAAUGCUUAUGAAUAAAGUUUUGAUUCCACGAUAUAGUACAGAAGCGACGUUUUGUAAGAAAAUAGGAUGUAUGGGGAACUGCAUUAUUACUGAUAGGAAGUUAUAUUGCUUUUGUGUUUAGGUGAGAAAGAACAUACUUUAUCAAGGCUAUGAUAGAGUAGAAAUUGAUAUAUUUAUACACUAAAUAGUGCAACAAUAUGUUCCAGAUUUCUCCUUUUGUAAACAGACAUCACAUAUAUGUUCAUGCGUAAUUUUAUUCACCCUAUUCCCAUUCUGAGUAGAUCAUAAUCAUAAGGUCUUUUAAAUAUUUAUGGAAUAUAUUCUGCUACAAUGGAACAAUAUGAUUUGAAACCAGAUGGUGGAUACAAUGAAACUUGACGCUAAAAGUUGAGUGUAAAUUGCAUGGAUUUCCAAUUUUGUCGUUAAAAAUACCUAUUUAUGGACAGCAUGAUUCCGAAUAUGGACAAGGGGGAUUUAACUUUCAUCUCGUGUGCUGUGUUGCAAUCCAUCCAUCCCUACUUUAACUGUAGAGAGGGGGGGAAAACAAAUAUUGUAGCUGAAGCUCCAAAAUUUUACAAAUAUAAUACUUCACAAAUGUAGGAUACCAUAACUGACAUAUGAAGUCUGGUUCUGGUACUUGCAUUCUCAAAUAGAUGUGAAGAAGGUAUCAUCACUUCACCCUGUCCAAUCCCAUAGUUAUUCUGAUGCCAGAGCUUCCAGUCUUUCAGAAAAUUUGGUCUCUUCAAAUGUGUUCAAUAUGUGCCUGAUAUUAUUACAUGUUUCAAAAACCCAGGGAUUACCAAAGAGCCAAGGCUGGGACUCCUUGUCAAACAUGAAUUUGGUGGCAAAUCUGAGUUUAUUGUAACCUGAAAUAUGAAAACAUAUAUCUACCCAUGAGAUGAACGUUUUAUUACCAUGCGAAGCGAUAAGCACAACAGUUAUGGUGACUUGAGUUCUUUGCCAUAAGCAAUAGUGCAUUUACUGAAUGUGCAGACAUCUCUUCCUUUUGUGCUUUUAAAUUGUUUUUAACCCUUUUAUUUGCUGUAUUUCCCUGAUUUUGCUUGACAUCUAUGACAUUCUGUGUUGAAUCUUUAGGCAAAGUAGCAGUAAUAAUUAUUUUUUGAACAGAUAUAGUACCAGUAAUUAAUAUAACUAAACUGAGAAGAAUAAAAUAAAACAAUGCAAGCUAUUUCUUAAAAAUUGAACUCAGGGGCUCAUUAGAGGUAGAAAUUAAAAUGUAAAGCUGCAAACUGGUAGGAAAAUAUGGGAAUCUAGAAUAUAGUAACAUUUCAUUCAUAUUUGUUAUUGAGUUCAGAGAAUUAGAACAAACUUGGGAAUCUCAAUUAAAAUGCAAUCCACUUCCAUCAUUGAUACCAUUUUAAUUCUCUUAAAGCCAUGAGUUAAGAUAAUCCCAAAGUUUGCAUUAAACUGCUUUUUUAUAUCCCAUAUUUUGGAGUGACCUGAUUAAUACUAUCUAUUUGAAUUAAGCACACAAAAUCUAACAUGUAAGAGAGUGUCAAAAUCCCAGUGGCCCUGCAUCUCUGUAUUCUAUACAUUUAUAGAAAAUCCCUUCACAUCUGAUGUGUUACUCGGUUAUAGGCUGUGAGUAUUAUUGCUUGUACCACUUGUUUAAAGUGGAUUUGUAUUAUGUAUCGCAAAUCUAUUUUUCACUUCCACUCAUAUAUAGUCACAAGCCCGCUUCAGAUUAUGAAUGCAUUCUAAAUGUAAUGCUCUCUGCUUUGAUACUACAUAUUUUCUUGUGUAGUUUUAUUCUACUCAUCUUUCAUAGCCUGAUCAGAUUGCUUUUGGCAUGACUUCCUUACAUUGCUAUUCUACAUUUUCUCUCUGCUUAUACUGUAUAUUCCAUGCUUAUUUAUUUUGCCCUAAUGCCAGCAAUAAUGAUAUCCUAGUUAUCUUUCAUUCAGUUUGCUUUUUGCCAGCGAUACUUUCUCCAUACCCAUCCCCUUUCAGUCAACCAGAAGUGCAUUUUCCAGGCAAAUUUUCCUUUUUUUCCUGCCAAAUAUCUCUUCUCCUGCAGUCUAAGCACACUGCAGGGUGCAUAUGCAUUGUUUAUAAGUAUGUCACAUAGCAUCAGUCAAACAUUUCUGUGAACAUCUUCAUUGGUGCAUUUUUUAUGAGCAGCCCACUCCAUUCUGCUAUCUUGUCAGAAUUGUAUUAUUGCAUUCUCCAAAAUAGACAAAGUUUAAUUGACAAAUGAUAUAGUUCAUUUAAAAGAAUAAUGUGGGGUUUGCUGAUCAGUAGUACUAUUUUAAAGAAUCUACUUUGCUUUGUACUAGGUGCCAGUGUGCUUUGUAAAAAUUAUUACCUUUCAUGAUAGAGAACUGUUGUUUAUUUCAUUUCUCUCUCAACAUGCAACAAAAGUGUACAAGGUAUGGAGAAAGAGAAUUUAUCCUUCCAUGAGCUAUCAUUCUGACUAAAAUUAAUGCAGUCAGUGUUUUAAGGAAAGGUGAAUGUUUCCAGGUAGUACAGAACAAAUACUACAUCAUAAGCUUCAAUCAUUUUAUGCAUGGCAUCAGCAUAGUUGAAAAAUAAUAAAAUAUAUGCCACCACCUUCUUUGUUAUUUUUGAAUGUGCAGAAAUCAUUUAAAAGACUUUGUGAUGAUUCCUACCCUCCUCAAAAGCUGUAUAUUUAUUUCAGAACAUUUCAUGCAAAAUGAAAAGCUUUGAUUUUGAGUAUCAGUCAACUGAAGUGAAAAGAGUUUAUGUAACCUGUCAGUAAAAUACCUGAACAAUUCCUGAAUGGCACCCUCACUUCUUUUUAAAGGUUUGCUUUACUAGCAGAUGGAAAUCCAAUUGUUUUCCAUAUUUUGAUGAUCUCCCCCAUCACAUUUAUGUGCAAACUACAUUUAUUGCUGUUGCUUUGUUCAACCAGUAAUGCUACCAGCAAUUCAGUCCAGGAUUAACACUUGGUGUUUGACCUGUACAAUUUAAAAUUAACACAACCAAUACCAAACUUAAUUUAGUUUGUGAUGGUAGAAAAGGGAUCAGAUCCUUUCAAGUACAGUAAAUUGAAUGUGCUGUCUACUGUGCUAUCUGCCUCUCCUCAUUUUGUAGUUUAUUGUAUGCUUUCUUUUAUAAUUUUAAUUUGAAUUAUUAAAGAAAAAGAAAUAUUUUAGCAAGUUGAUAAUACUGGUUUGGGAUUGUAAGGAUGAUAAUAAUGAUUUUUUUGUGUUUCAUUAAAGAAGUCAUUGAAGUAUCUAAACAGUUCAGUCUAUUUUUUUUUUCAUACAGAAGUAAAGUAAGUAUACAGAACUAAAAGUAGUUUUUGCUGUUUGGAUAAUUAUUUAAUUUUUGGUUUAUGACAUAAUGAUGUUAUUUACAAUUGCAGUCCAGCCAAAGUUAUGUUAUUUAACAUGAACUGAUGUUGACUGAGCAGUCAUGAAUCCUAAAAGUAGUUGCCAUGGACUACAAAGGAAGAUCUAGGAUGCAAAUGUGUGUCUGGUGUGAUAAAUAUUUCUCCUGAUUCAGUAAAGCAAAUCCAUGUCUAGAACUAGCCUUUUGUUUGUGGGUACUUGCACUGAAGAAUAGAAUUACACCCAUGAAUUGUAAUUACUCAGUAUAUGUACUUGUCUUCAAUGACUACUGCAUCAGGGCCAUGGUUUCUAGCUUCCAUAAUAAAACAGAAACCUCUAAUCGGAAUACUGAUGUAGCAUUCAUCAUGUAAGUCUCAGUGAGCCUAGAAGAUCCAUACAGUAGAACCUCUGGUCACGACAUAAUUCGUUCCAUAACUUGGUUCUCAAAUUGAUUUGGUUGUGACCCAAACCUAAUUUUGGAAAUUUGGCGCUUAGAAAAAAAUGGCACAGAAGGGGAAAUUGAUCAUGGGGGGAAAAAGUGAAUAUUUUGGUCCUAACCCGAUUCGGUUGUGGUCAGUAGUAUUCGUGACCAGAGGUUCUACUGUAUGUUGUUUCUGGUACCUUCUAGCAUAUCGGUGUUUGUCCAAAGAGUUACUUCAACCUCUACAGCUGCUGAGAUUAUUAUAACAUGUAAGGCACAAUAUGCCUGUCAAUAAUUUCAGUUGAUUGACAAUAAUAAUGGCAGAGUCAUCUCCAAGUUCAAUCUUGAGUAUCUUCAGGUGAAUCUAAGAAACAGCUGGGGGAUAAUCUGCUAGCCUGUGAGAACAACAUGGAAUUAGAUGGAGUGUAAAAGGAGCUGCUGACGUUUCUUUCCAAGUUCUUUAAACAACCAUGAAGGAAAAUACAGUGCUUACUUUUGAAAGAUCCAGAACAGACUUGAUACAAGCUGACUGAGAUAGAUUUGUAUUGUUAUAAAAUAUUGAUUUGGUAAAUUGCACUCAGCAUAUUGCAACUGACAGUUCAUUUUUAACUACACAGUUUUUUCCUGUUGUGCCAUUUCUGCUCAGCUUGUUACCAGUGCAAUAGCAUUAAAAAUAAAUCCAGAAUUUCUCUCUUCAUUUCACCUUGCUCAGAAAUCAAAUAUGCUGUGUGUUGUGAGUAAUAAAAACUAUAAGACACCAACUGUACAAACAAUGUAACUUAACACAUGAUU